Messenger RNA from Trifolium pratense (red clover), 655 nucleotides. Its product is annotated as probable calcium-binding protein CML46. NCBI's taxonomy places the organism in Eukaryota, Viridiplantae, Streptophyta, Magnoliopsida, Fabales, Fabaceae. Gene Ontology annotation, molecular function: calcium ion binding. The record is from RefSeq and is a predicted model, not a curated record. Bases 1 to 600 code for a protein of 199 amino acids. The transcript has a single exon.
AUGGUUUUUGGCCAACUUGUAUAUUUUGCAGAGGAGGAAAGAUCACAGAAUGAUGAAAGCAACUCAACUUCAAGUUCAGCUUUGUUUGGUUUGAUAGAUGUUUUCAUAUAUUCAACAUUCUUCAUCAGAAUACAGAAGUUAGUCUUGAGUUUUCGGUUUUUCCUUCUCUGCCAACUUUUUUCCAGUGACUUGGAUGUAAAGGUAGAGGAGAAGAUAUUAGAAGCUGAAUCAAAUGUUAGCAGAGAAAGUGGAGAGAUUAAGAGGGAUGAAGUGAAAAUGGUGAUGGAAAAAAUGGGAAUUUUUUGCAGCUCAGAAAGUGAUGAACUUGAAGAAAAAUAUGGAUUAAAAGAGCUUUCUGAACUGUUUGAUGAGAAUGAGCCAAGUUUGGAGGAAGUGAAAAUGGCUUUUGAUAUUUUUGAUGAGAACAAAGAUGGAUUUAUUGAUGCAAAAGAGUUGCAGAGAGUUAUGUGUAUUUUGGGAUUGAAGGAAGGUUCAGAAGUUGAGAAUUGUCAGAAAAUGAUCAAGAAAUUUGAUGAAAAUCAAGAUGGAAGAAUUGAUUUCAUUGAAUUUGUAAGAAUUAUGGAAAACAGAUUAUGUUGAUUUUUUGUUCCUUUGUUUAAAGGAUUUAUAUAAUAUAUGAAUUUAUUUUGUUUAA